GUGGUAGAGGCACACUGUUAUGGCCGAUGGGGGUAGUUCUCUCUCUCCAUCCCUUAACCAGCGCCAUCGCGCCAUCUCCGUGAACUAGAGUCCUGAAGACUCGGGGGUUUCUCUGUCUUAUAACCUUAUCCUGGGCUGCGUGCUCGUGUGAAGUGACACGUUUUCCACUGGCUCCGGUAAUUUUUCAUUUUCACCUCAACAUUCGCUCGAUGAUAAUUAAUUAUUCGCGGAUAGAUUGUCGAUAGCCGGAGUGAUCAAUGGAAUGAUUGGUCUCGAGUGGUGAUCGAUUAUCGAUGAUUCGAGGGAAUAAUAUUUUUCGUUGACGAUCGUUCGGUUGUUUUAUUUAAUUUUUUUUUUCCGGUAUUUUCUUCGUAUUUUCGUCCCUCUGACGUGUAGUGAGGAGAUUCGAUUGCGCGUGACUCGUCAAGGCCACGCGCUAGGGACGAGGGGCGCGAGGGGGGAGAUAAAAAGGGGAUGAAAGGAGGUGAAUAAAAAACGAACAAGAACUGUUAACCUCUGCCGUGCGCCGCGUUUGAACAUUACGCAGUACAGAGAGUUUUUGUGUUAUUGUGAUUGCAGAGUGUGCGGGGCAAACUGAAAAUAGUCGAGGGCACAUCGUACACUUGAGCGUUUAGAAAAUACAAACAAACGGGAGGAAAUCCGGGAGACAAUACGCGGUGAUUCUUCAUGGUGUUUUCCGAAUGAUAAACCGAGCGAGGCCGAGGGCGUCCCGUACAACAACUCUGAUAACCGGCACCUCAUUGGCGCGGUAACAGACCCAUUCGUUAUAGUCGAGUUUCUGUGAUACCUAUGUUGUGCGGUGAACUUUUAAACGGUGGCUUCGUGAGUGCGGGUGCGGUACCCGCGGUACCCUGUGGUCUCCUUGGCCUCUGGAUACCUGGUUGUGUACGUGGAACAAGCCCACGUUUACUUACAUCCCCCUAUUUACCUCUGCUGGCUGAACUCCUUGCUGCUGGCUAUCUGGAGGAACGGCAUCUCGAGUGCCAGUCCAAUAUCGAGGACAUGGACCUCGUAACGCGCAAUCAGCAUUCAAAUACCAAUGGACAAUCCUCAGAUCUCGAUCUUGACCUCGACAACGACGAGAGUGCCUUCCUCGAGAACGGCCUCUUGUCCUUUGAAAAUCCCAACUACCAGUUGGAAUCAGCGCGCUUCGACGAUGCUCUCAACAGUAAUGGCACCGGUAACUCGUUAUUCGAUGAGUUUUAUCAAGAGUUGGUGGUAGGUGGUGGCAGAAAUGGUGAAGUUACAGGUGGAAGUGGUGGACGACACGCACGCAGAACGUAUGCGGCACUAGACCUGGGUAGCAUGGGGGUUGAUGUUACACAGGGACCACUGACACAGGAGCCAGUGGGUGCAGAAACACCGGACAAUACAGCCAAUCACAAUCUUGGGUAUGGCAGCGAGGGGGCGGAGAUAGCGGAGUCGGCGCUGGUUGACGACAGUCUCAAUGGGAAUCCUACACCGUCAUCGGCACUGCCCAAGCCAUCCGCGACCCUCGAUGCCGCUAGUUCAGACCACAACGUCAGAAAUUACUGCGAGAAAGCUGAUAACGAGCCAACAGACAUGGGUGGUGUACCCCACGUGGAGGAGGCCCUGAACAGUGACAUCUACGCGAUUCCCGUGAAGAGGCGUCAGCCGAAGGAGCCGAAAAAUGUCAGUCCAUCGCAGAACACAACCGACAAAAUCAUCGACGGCCGGGACUCCGAGACGAAGGACGAGAAUCUUCCAGCCGGAUGGGAGAAACAUGAGGACAAGGACGGCCCCUACUACUGGCACAUUAAGAGUGGGACCAUUCAGAGGGAACCGCCCGAAGUACCGCUCAACUCGAAGAUCGAGAAUCGAAAGAGUUUUGUCAAAGAUCAAGACAGUAUCAGCAAUUUUCACUCGCUCGGUAGCAUGGUAAACACAGUAACAAGAAGUAACACAAGUUCAGCCCUAGAUCAGGAAGUGGAGAGCAAGCGGAAAGAGGAACUGGCAUUGAAGAGAAGGAGUUACCCAGCUAGGGCUGACUCCGAAGGCCGCGACAAACCGAUUAGGUUUGCGGUGAGAUCCCUCGGAUGGACGGAAAUUGCUGAGGAGGAUUUGACACCGGAGAGGAGUAGCAAGGCUGUUAACAAGUGUAUCGUUGAUCUGUCACUGGGGAGAAACGAUCUCCUGGACGUUGUGGGACGUUGGGGAGAUGGAAAGGAUCUGUUCAUGGAUCUUGAUGAGGGAGCACUCAAGCUGAUUGAUCCUGAGAAUCUUACGGUACUUAAUACUCAACCUAUUCAUACUUUGAGGGUCUGGGGAGUUGGAAGAGAUCACGGACGGGACUUUGCCUACGUAGCGAGAGAUAGAUCGACUCGAAAAUUCAUGUGUCACGUAUUCAGAUGCGACAUUCCAGCCCGAACAAUCGCCAACACCUUGCGCGACAUCUGCAAGAAGAUCAUGAUCGAACGUUCACUCCAUCAGAACCUGGCUAAACCAGUGGACAUCAAUGGAAGAACGAGUCUCGCAACGAGACCGACAAAUUUACCUACCGAACAUCGCCGGUUUCACAGAAACGAUCAGCCUCUUGUCACGCAAUCAUUCCCCACCCCAAUGGAGGAGCCGAAGAAGGUCCUCCGUGCCCAGUACCUCGGUUCAAUGCAAGUGACGGCGGCCUCAGGUAUGGAGGUUCUCAACGACGCGAUAGACCAUACGGUCACAAAUACCCCCAUCAAUCAGUGGCGAAACGUCAACGUUGCGGUUGCACCCAGCAUGAUCUCUAUACUGACACCAAACGAUGACAAACUGAUAACUGAGUGCCGCGUUCGCUAUCUGUCGUUCCUUGGUAUUGGAAGAAACGUUAAACAAUGUGCAUUCAUAAUGCAUACAGCACAGGAUCUAUUCAUAGCACAUAUAUUUAAUUGUGAGCCGAGUAGUGGAGCACUUUGUAAAACUAUUGAAGCCGCCUGCAAGCUGAGGUAUCAGAAGUGUCUCGAUGCCCAUCCACAGGGCUUCAGAAAUUCCAGUAGUCUCAGUACACCGAGUGGACGGGGAAUUGGUGCAACGUUGAAAUCACUUGUGGGAUCACUCACAGGGAGGAGAAAUAAACAGGGUGAAUCCUGAGACGAGGCUCUCUCGCUGCAGGAGCUGUGGCCACUGCCUGCCGAGCGAGAGGUGAUAAGACACAGGCAUCUCCAAUCCCCGUUGACACUUAAAUACUUCGGGGGUUCCCCGCCGAGCGCCUCACUGAGGUCCCUGCUAUCGCCCUCGUUGGACACGAGACGCAUUCAGCUUGCCCGCUGGGAGUCCAAUCCCUAGAGGACAACCAACCUCCCAUUUACGCAGGUAGAGUGCAACAAAGAUUAUUAAUCGUUAUACAAGGAUGAAGGUACCAGUGAUAAAACUGUCGAGAGAUUGGGUGACUCCGUUGAUCCUCAGAAAAAAAAUAUGAGGAAAGUCCAGUUUAAAAAAAAAUUAUGAACCAGGCAAAUUUAACCAGAAAAUAAAAAAAUACAGAUCAACCGACAAAAAUAAAACGUCACGCUUCAGGCGAUAAUUCGCAUCGACGCUGCAAAUAAUAAAAUAAAUUAAUGAAAAAAAAAAACAAUGUGUAAACGCCACGAUUCCAAUCGGUGGGAUCAUGCUUAUACGUAUUGUCGAUAUGAUGUUUCUAUGUAAUGUCUUCGAACUUUUCGUAUGGCGCCCAAUCAAGUGUUGCUUGUCCUCAAGAAUUUAAAAAAAAAAUGCGUCUCUUUCUCGACUCUGGUAAUAAAAGAAUUAGAUAGUUAACGUUGCUAAAUUUAUCAGAGUGAAUAUGUUUUGCUAAAAAUGAAAGAUAAAGAUGAAUAAUCCUGUAUAUAGUUCAAUGAUUGUAAUGAAUCUAUAGGCGUUUUUGCGGGGCGUGAGAGGGGGGAGGAGAGGAAGAGGAGGAGGGAGGGAGGGAGGUGUCAGAGAUGAGAUGGGACGGAUGAUAAUGUGGUUAUUGCGCUGCGAGACUGUCGUACCGGGCAUUUCGAGGAGCUAUAGAGGAGCUUAUCGUAAUAUAAUAUACGUAUUCCCCAGUGUACAGACUCUAUGAGAAUGCUUUCAUGCUGAGUGGAGAAAGAAUGAUACAUCCGGACUCUUGACACAUACACAGGUGGAAGAUAAUUUUUUAGAAGAGUCUGGGAAUUUUAUAGAGCAGAAAAAAUUAUUGAAGAACUGGGGGAAUUUGAUAUUUGAAUUUCUGGUGAGAGAUGCCUCUGAGGUAUGACUGAACAAUACGAUGGGAAUUCAAUAGAAUUUUUUUAUCAGUUCACUCAGUUGAAUAGCAGAUUAUUUCUCGGAAUCUUUGCAGAAGUUCCUCUGCAUGAACUCUCGCAAGGUCUCAGGGAUGUUCUUCGAGAAUUCCGAUGGAAUUUUUUUGGGGAAAAAUCCUGGAGUCUUUUAGGAAAUUAUUUCGAAAACAUGUAACAAUGCUGUGGUGACACAUUCACGAUAUCGAACUCGUUCGAUACAAAUACCCUGCCACUUCACAAUAUCCCAAACAUCUCACACGAUUAAAAUUUAAUGUUGAAUAAAAAUCACAUAAGUUGAUAGGGGACUUAUUUUUUAUGCAGAAAAAAAAAGAAAAAAAAAUAUAGGUGAGCUUGCGUAAGAAGUGAUAUGACAAAUAUUAGAGCGACAGAUUUUUGGGGUCGUAAAAAGUAUUAUUGAUAUUCAAUUGAAUAGCCCGAAGUCGAUGAAAAUCAGUGAGUAUUUGAAAAUUUUUGAUGAAAAAAAAAUAUGUGUCUAAAUUUUGGGAUAAUAGGAUGUUUAUAUUGAUUGAUUAUGCUCACGUGUGAUUAAUCCGAGCGAACAGAUGAAUGAGAGGUUCAUCAAUGUGGAAAAAAAUACCUACGUAGAUGAUAAAAAAAAACGAGAUACGAACAAGACAUGGAACAAAGCUUUUAUCCAGCUGAUGAACGAACAAACCCCUGUCCCAUUGUUCUUAAUAACUCGAAAUGUCUUGAAACUAUUGAAAGUUAGAGUCCAGUGCUCUGUCACGCCUCUAUAAAAGUAAAGAUAAGGGAAUAAAUCAAGGUCAAGGGAAACGAGUAGUAUGAAUUGAUAAUAGUGAAUGGGAAUGAGGUUGAUGUUGAGAGAGAUGGGAUCAAGAUUGAUGUCGAGACAUCGAGUAGAAAAGAUAAUUAAUAAUAAAAUUAAAUAACAGGACGACAAUUCAACCUUCACACGUCGGAGUGAAUGAUUAACUAAUCAUCAGUAUCAUCGUUGUAAAUAUGGAAACGCUGACCCUUUAAUUGUGACUUGAAACAGUAGUUGUGCGAGAGAAGUGAAUGAGAUCGGUUGAUAUUUCCCUGAGACUUGCCCAGUGCAUGAGUGAAUGAUAUUAUGUAAUGGGAUGGAAUAAAGUGAAUUUUCUCGUACCCAACGGGCACUCGCUCCUGUCCUCGAGCGAAUUCCUUGAGGAUUUUACGGGGUAGAAGUGGGUGAGAGGAAAUCCACUCUAUCGAAAUUAUAAUAUGCAUAACAGAACGAGACGUCAUCGCAACGUUUCGAGUAUUUAGAUGUAAAACACGAAAUCACCACAGCAACAAUAAAUUUAUAAAUUCACAUGCGCAGCAGAUGACGGGACUCAAGAGAGAGAUUUUUAAAAUUUUAAUUACGGGAAAUUUACAUUUGAUUUUGUUUAGUUGGGAUUCCUGUCUCAAAUUCAAUUAUAUAUAUUAUAUAUAUUUUUUUUCAAGGACAAAGUCCGUUGUAAUUUAAAAAAAAACCGAACGUUAAAGUUAUUUAGAGAUUUUUAAUUGGACAUUUUCUUAUUCGCGCAAAUGCACGAAAUAUCUCAAUGAUGUACGUCAUGUGCUCCAGACACUCACCACGAGAGAGUGAAAUAUAUGUAUUUAACGCCUUAAUUUCGUUCCAUUCAUCAACGUACACAAGAGACAGGAAGGAUUUUCAUAAAAGAAAAUUUUUCAAGAGAAUGACAACCAGUGAAUAUUAAUCCGAAUCGUGUUCGAACAAUAAACCACCUUAAACGAGCGAGGGGAGAUCGACCGUUCGCUGGCGAUGGAUAUUAAUGUAUUAAUUAAGUAAAUAAUGAGCAUUGCGCUGUGUAUGUAAAUCCGCUCCCUGUGUGUCUCUCUAGACAUUUGAUAUUUAAUUUUAAAAUGUGAGGAUUGGAGGGAAAAUUUUCAUGGAUAACACGACGAAAUAUUUGUAGAUAUUUUUCCGUACGUGUUUAUUGUUUAACUGAGGACUGAACAUGGAGAAAAAAGUUCGUUAAAAAUUAUCCUAACAUCGGCCCACAUUUUAACGGCCGAAAGAUCAUCGUGGGGUGAAAAUUGAAUGAGUAAUUACGGCUCGUUGACGUGACCGCUGGAACUAAAAUUUUUCUCCCUAUAAAAAUUAAUUUUAAAAUACAUUCAACAUCACAUUCAAUUCAUCACAUAAAUUUCCAGUGAAUCGACUGGACAAUUGGAAUUUUCACAUAAUGAGAAUAAUUUUUCUCCAUCUUUUUUCUCCCUGAACAAAACUGCACUAGCACGACAUUCGAAUGGAGAUGUUAUUAAUGAUGGAUUAACUGAAUGAUAUAAAAAUACUCACGAGGCACACGACAUUCGUGUAAAUUCCCUCUCGAUGAUUACUAGAUCGAGGGAUCAUUGAGACAAAUAACCGAGGCCCGAGGACAACUCAAAGUCACGUAAAAUGAUGACUAUUAGUAAUGACAUCUAAUAUAAUUAACUGUGAAUUUUAAUAACCCUCUAAAGUUGUAUGGUUACGAAAAAAAAAAAUCAUGACUUAAUUAAAUACACUACCAAUAGAGUGGGGGAAGUGAGAAAUCAUUGUUCUGCACAAAAGGAGAAGACACGAGAAAGCUUCAUCGAUAAUUAGGGUUUUAAAUCGAAAUAAAACCUCUGUGUUGUCCCCAAUGAGAAAAUUUUGAGUGAAUCAUGUCCAGUCAUAAAAAUUUUUCAUCCUUCGCGCAUUGUUAUCGAUAAUUUUGAUUUUUACAUAUGUAAGAGGACAAUGAGAUUCCCUGGACACUUCGACGUCAUUUCAUGAGACAAGAAGAUGAGGCACAGUGAUGAGCUUUUGAAAAAAAAAAAUGAGUUACAAAAUGAGAUAUAUUGAAUGAAAGACGAGAGAAAGAGUCGAGGAAAAUUCACUUUGAUAUGCACCCGCCCACUGUACACGCCCAUUCGUAUGCGUAGUCGGUUCGAACCGAUUAUUAUAACAGAAAACGUAAAAAAAUGGAUUAAAAACGUAAAAAAAAAAUUACCAAGGAUAUUAUAAAGCAAACCGAAUGAAAUAAUGUAGCUACACCUGCCUCUUGUGAAUAAAUGCCUGUUUGUUUCUUUUCAAAUGAA
Molecule: messenger RNA, 7337 nt
Organism: Diachasmimorpha longicaudata
Lineage: Eukaryota; Metazoa; Arthropoda; Insecta; Hymenoptera; Braconidae
Product: protein Fe65 homolog
Exons: 13
Coding region: 811-3111 (766 amino acids)
Biological process (GO): regulation of DNA-templated transcription
Cellular component (GO): cytoplasm; nucleus
Molecular function (GO): amyloid-beta binding; transcription factor binding
Source: RefSeq, a predicted model, not a curated record